AUGAGCAUUACAUCCUGGUUUCUGGUGAGCACCAGUGGUACCCGCCACCGGCUGCCGAGAGAGCUCAUCUUCGUGGGGCGCGAUGAGUGUGAGCUGGUGCUUCAGUCCCGCAGUGUGGACAAGCAGCACGCCGUCAUCAACUAUGACCAGGACAGGGAUGAACACUGGGUGAAGGAUCUGGGCAGUCUCAAUGGGACCUUCGUAAACGAUGUGCGUAUCCCGGACCAGAAGUACAUCACGCUGAGACUUAACGAUGUCAUCCGCUUCGGUUAUGAUUCUAACAUGUAUGUACUGGAGCGUGUGCAACACCGUCUUCCCGAGGAGGCCCUCAAGCACGAAAAGUAUACCAGCCAGCUGCAGGUCAGUGUCAAGGGCUCAGCACCCAAGAGGGGAGAGCUGCAGCCAGACCACACACCGUACUGCGAGUCCUCGAACCCCAGGCCCGAGAAGGGGGACCGGAGGCCCGGGACAGAAACAGUGCCCUACCGCACGCCACUGUAUGGACAACCAUCCUGGUGGGGGGAGGAUGAUGGUGGCAGUCUACACGAGGACCGACCCCAGGGGGAACCUGACCCAGAGCGUACCAGGGGCCUGACACAGCAGGAUGGAGAACUAAAUGGCCCGUCAGCUGGUUCCCGGGCUUCAGUGGAGCCACAGGGGUAUGCAUUCCGGCGGGAGCCCAGCUACUUUGAAAUCCCCACAAAGGAGUCGCCACCAGCCUCUCAGUCCCCUGAGGUGCCAGCCCACGAGGCCCCCACCAAGGACCAGGCACCGGGCAGUUGUGGGGCAGCGCCUGUGGUACAGAGCCAUGCCUCCUUCACCAUUGAGUUUGACGACUGCAGUCCGGGAAAAGUGAAGAUCAAGGACCAUGUCACCAAGUUCGCCCUGCGCCAGCGACGGCCCCUGAGCAAGGAGACAGCACCUGUUGAGAUGGUGUCGGCCCAGACCAAGGUGGCUGACUGGCUGGUGCAGAAUGACCCCAGCCUGCUUCGACAGGCUGGCUCAGGGGAUGACCGCCACAGCACCAAGAGUGACCUACCCAUCCACACCCGCACACUGAAGGGCCACAAACAUGAGGACGGCACGCAGAGUGACUCAGAGGAUCCGCCGGCGGCAGCCGCUGCAGCCGGGGUACCUGUGGAGGCUGGUGGGGAGCAGACCCGGCUGCAGCGGCAGAUCAAGCGGGACCCUCAAGAGUUGCUGCACAAUCAGCAGGCCUUCGUCAUAGAAUUCUUCGACGAGGACACGCCCCGCAAGAAGCGCUCUCAAUCCUUUACACACGUGCCGCCUGCAGACCCCAAGACUGAGAAGCGUCCUCGUGCUCCAGGCCAGGCUGACAGGGACCGCCCGGGUACUGGCACGGCCCCGGCUCCAGCGCGGGCCACGGGCGUUGGCGCAGGUCCACAGCGGGCUGGGUCACUCAAGCGGGAGAAGGCGGAGGACAGAGCUGGUGGUCCUGCGCCCACUUCCCGCGCUCAGGUCCGUCCCUUCGGCAGUGUAGGCCGCCGCUCCCGCCUGACUCAGGAUUUCCUGGCCCAGUGCCUGCGGGAGGGGGCUCCAGCCAGCGGGCCCAACCCUGACAAGGUGGCCCCAGCCCUGCCUGCCUUGCUGCCACCCCGGGGAGCCAGCCCGGAAGUCCCCUCGCCUCCCGCAGACCCCCAGUUGACUAAGGCACGCAGACAGGAGGAAGAUGACAGCCUUAGUGAUGCGGGAACCUACACCAUCGAGACUGACGCCCAAGACCAGGAAGUGGAAGAAGCCCGCAAGAUGAUUGACCAGGUCUUUGGGGUGUUUGAGUCUCCGGAGCUGACCCGGGUUCCGUCAGCCAUCUUCCGUCCAGUCAUCAGAGACGACAGAGAGGAGGCUGCUGAUGGAGGGGUGGCCCAGCGACUGGCUAUGCUACAGGAGUUUGCAUCGCGGCCGACAGGCGCAGCCCCCCACACAGAGUCACAGGGCGUGCCAGGGUCCGGCUCACCUGGGGCUCAGAAAUGGGCAUCCCGCUGGACUAGCCUGGCCGACAGUUUCUCGGACCCAGGCCUGACAGAGGACAGUGCUGGCCACCGGGCCAUGACGGAACUUGAGGUGACCCUGCCCUCACGCACACGACGCCUCCUCCCGCAGCUGCCCAGUGAGCGGGCAGACAGCCCCGCAGGCUCUCAGGUCACGAGGAAGGCUGGGCCUGGGCGGCCAGAAUCUGGCAGUGAGCAGGCCGGUCCAUUCUUUGGCCAGGAGGACUUGGAUCCUGAUAGCCUCAGUGAUGCCAGUGGGUCUGAGGGCGGAUGGAACCCAGUGCCGAGCAAGGGGCAGCCGCCAGAGAAACACAGGUGCCCGGAGGAGGGGCCGGCAUGGAGGAGGGGCCGGCAGUCUCCCUGGACCCAAGGGGAACCGGCCUCCACCUCAUUCUUUAUCGGGGACCAGAAUGGGGAGGCCACGGGCACCCGGAAACCAUUUGCAGCUCCAGGCGAGCCAGAGGGCCCAGGGCCAGUACCUCCCCAGCGGGCCACCCCACCUAGCCCACAGACGAGGGAUGGCCUCUACGUCAGCACCAGUGGGCGUAUGGUCAUCCAGCUUUGCAAGGGACAUUCCCCGGAGCCCGGAGGCCCUGGCUCAGCACCCCCCAAGGAGAACCUGGCCUUUAUCCGGCAGGAGAGCUUCACCAAGGAGCCGGCCAGCGGCCCCCCAGCCCCUGGCAAGCUACCACACAUCUGCAGUCACCCGCUGCUCCAAGACCUGGAAGCAGUUCGGGCUGCCCGCUCAGACCUCCCCUCCCAGGACACCCGCCUGAUCCUGAAGGAGACCGAGACGGCGCUCGCAGCCCUGGAGGCCCAGCUGUUGUCCAAGUCUGCGGAGGCACAGGGGGACGGUGGUAGCCCCUCAGGGCCGCAAGAGGACUCCCUGUCCGGGGACUCGGAUGUGGAUACAGGCAGCAUGGUCAGCCUUCUCAGUGGGAAGAAUGGGUCUAGUCCAACGACCCCACAGCCUCCGGGGCCUCCGAAGGACAAGCCACUGGCUGCAUCGGACCCUGGAAGCUCUGCCCUGAGCAGCGCCCGCGGUCGACUGUCAGAGAAGCAGCGCCGCCCACCAGGCCCAGUGGACCCAGGCCGCGGAGAGCUGACCCGGCGCCUGUCCAUGAGGCGUGGGCACAGGCCCCCCGGGUCCCUGGACUGGCCAGAUGAGGAGCGAGGCUCCAGCCCUACCCACCUGCCUGCUGCGGACACUGUGGCUUCUGACCAUGAGAUGCCCGUAAGCACCAGGCUGGGACGUCCAGGUCCUCGUCGGAAGCCAGCUGCCCCACCACCAUCGCCGGCCGCCCGGGAUGAUCAGGGCAGAGGCUCCAACAGCUCCCAAAAGGUGCAACAGACGCUGACCCGCUCCAACAGCCUGUCCACCCCACGACCCACGCGAGCCUCACGGCUGAGGAGAGCCCGGCUGGGCGACACGUCCGAUACAGAGGCCGUGGACAGUGAACGGGGUGCUCCAGGCAAUCCUGAGCCGGCUGGUCGACCAGCCACUGAGCAGGCCAAGAAGCUGUCCAGACUGGACAUCCUGGCCAUGCCCCGGAAGCGGGCUGGUUCCUUCACCGGCACCAGCGAGGCCGAGGCUGCCCCUGCCCGGACAGGCUUCUCCGGUCGAAGCGUCGAGUUGUACUGCUCGAGCCGCAAGCCCAAUAUGGCUGAGGCUCGGGCCACCGCCCGGAAGGCUGCGGCUACCACCACCUCCAUGGGCCCUCGCCAAGCCUUCAGCAGGGCCCGUCCGGGCAGUGCUCGGUACCCCUCCUCCAACGCGCGCCGACGGCAGCCCGGCUCUGAUUACACGUCCACUUCGGAGGAGGAGUGCGGCUCCCCCAAACACGCCCGCUCCCAUACCUCAACAGCCACGCAGACCCCGCGGGCCAGCAGCUCCAGUCAGGCCCGGACCCGGGCCCCCGGUCCCCGGGAUACAGACGACGAGGAGGAGGCUGACCCCUAUGGCUUCAUUGUGCAGACCACGGAGAUCGCAGAGAUUGCCAGGCUGAGCCAGACGCUGGUGAAGGAUGUAGCCAUCUUGGCCCGAGAAAUCCACGAUGUGGCCGGAGACAGUGACCCACUGGUCUCGCCGGGGCCCACCCGCAGCCCUUCCCUCAGCAACGUGCCCAGCACCCCCGCCUCCACCAUGUCUACCCGCGAGGAGCUGGUGCAACGCAUCCCCGAGGCCAGCCUCAAUUUCCAGAAGGUGCCGCCCGGUUCUCUGAACUCCAGGGAUUUCAACCAGAACUUGAAUGAUAACCGUGAGGACCCCCUGACCUCCAAAACAAGACCUAGAAACCGCGAGGAGGUGAUCUUUGAUAACCUGAUGCUGAAUCCUGUGUCCCAGCUGUCACACGCCAUCCGCCAGCAUACUGAGAACCUCGCUGAGAAGAUGAAAAUCCUUUUCCAGAACACGGGGCGCGCAUGGGAGGACUUGGAAGCCAGGGUCAAUGCUGAGAAUGAGGUGCCCAUCUUGAAGACGUCCAACAAGGAGAUCAGCUCCAUCCUGAAGGAACUAAGGCUUGUGCAGAAGCAGCUGGAAGUCAUCAAUGCAAUGGUGGACCCCAGGGGGAACCUGGACCUGGUGACGGGAAACAGGAGCUCUGGGGGCCCAGCCCAGCCGGGGAAGGGCCGCGCAGCCCCCGAGAGCCCAUCACCUCCUUCGGCAGAAGCUCUUCUGCCUGCCCUGCGGCCAAGAGGCUGCCCACCGCGUGCAAACUGUGGCUCCCCCGGCCUCCUGGACCCCGUCUUCCUGCCCGACUUCCUCCCUGACGCCGAGCGCUUCCUGAUCUAG
Molecule: messenger RNA, 4800 nt
Organism: Chrysochloris asiatica (Cape golden mole)
Lineage: Eukaryota; Metazoa; Chordata; Mammalia; Afrosoricida; Chrysochloridae
Gene: CEP170B
Product: centrosomal protein 170B
Exons: 18
Coding region: 1-4800 (1599 amino acids)
Molecular function (GO): protein binding
Source: RefSeq, a predicted model, not a curated record